Messenger RNA from Triticum aestivum (bread wheat), 1054 nucleotides. RefSeq lists its product as uncharacterized. The transcript is spliced from 3 exons. Lineage: Eukaryota; Viridiplantae; Streptophyta; Magnoliopsida; Poales; Poaceae. The record is from RefSeq and is a predicted model, not a curated record. Bases 72 to 416 code for a protein of 114 amino acids.
AUUGGUAAUUGCUAACUAUAGAAUCAUUACAGAUUGUUCUUUUGGACUGCAUCGAGGGAAAUGAUGUGGACAUGGAAAAGGCUUGUAGAGUUAAUUUGUAUACUGAUGCCAUGGUCACCAAUCUUUUGUGUGAACCUGCUGAGCCCAAGAAGAAGUCUAUGAAGAAGUCUAAGUCCAGGCAUGGUGUGAGGAAAACGAAGAAACUAGAAGACAUUAAUUUGAUUAGCUGGGAGGAAAGUUGCUAUGGCAAAUUAUUGGUAAGUAUCCCUGCUCCUUUUCUAUUACUCCUCAAGGCCUGUUUGGCGUUGAUCCGGGUCGCUAAGAGGGGGUGGUUCGCCGUCAUCACCGUCCACCUCGGUUCGCCGGUGCGGCGAUUUGCAUCUACUCUUGAGCACUCUUAUGUAAUUUCGUGUUGAACACUCCUAUGUACUUUGGAUUUAGCAGUCCUAUACUUCUGUUACUCCUCCUAUUGUUACCAGACAAUAUAAUUUUGUUACUCCUCAAGACAUGUUACUCCUCAUGUACUUCUGUUACUCCUCAAGUCCUAUAUGUCGCUUGGUUACAUGGCACUUAUCCGGGUCGCUAGGAGGGGGUGGUUCGCCGUCAUCGCCGUCCACCUCGGCUUCGACGGUGCGGCAAUUACCCCUAGGGCACGAGUGGAAGAAGAGGGGCAGGGGAUGCUGCCGUCAUCGCCGUCCACCUCGGCUUCGCUGGUGCGGCGAUUACCCCUAGGGCACGAGUGAAAGAAGAGGGGCAGGGGAUACGGAGUGGUUGCGUCGUGUUUUUUGGGACGAUGAUGAAUCGGUCACAUAGGAAGGAAAAGUGCUUAGUUAUUUGUAUAUGAAAACCUGAGUUGGUGAUGAUGGUGUGCCUGCCAUCUAUCACCAACAGCCGUCGGAUCUGGAUCUGAGGCUAUGGAUCAAUCUGGUGUAAUGGCCACUGCCGGCACCGUCCACCCCCAAUCUUGGUGUUCCGUGCAAUGCAUGGGCAUCUUACUAGUAAUGUAUCUAAAUGCUACCACCAAAGUGGGAUGCGGAGUGGUCGUGCUGCGUUU